AUGGAGAACCAGGUCAGGCUCAUUGGAGCUUACACCCGCUAUUCCAGCUGGACUUCUCGUGUAUCGGUCCUACUGGACUACUACCGCAUUCCCCACGAGGCAGUCCUGGUAUCAUUGGAGGAGUCCACGAAGCUAUCGAAAACAGGCCUUGUGCCAGCUUUAGAGGUGCCAUCUCUCGGUCCAUCGUUCCAGAUCAAUGACUCGCUCGCCAUCUGUGAAUAUCUCGCAGAGUCCCAUCCAGACCUGCCCCUAUGGCCCAGAGAUGCCGCUCUGCGCGCCCAAGCCCGCAGCGCAGUCGCACAGAUGCACUCUGGUCUCUGCACAGUGCUACGCACUUCUUACCCCACCAAUGCACUCGGUAGGUACACGGGGAACAUCCCAGUGUAUGACGGCGCCAUCAAAGAGGUGGAGAACUGUCUCAAGCUCUGGGGCGAGAGUAGGCGGUAUACGGUCUCCAGACUGGCAGAGCUCAAACAGGUAGAUGACGGCUUCUUGUUCGGCGAGUUUAGUAUCGCAGAUGCCUUCUUUUGGCCAGUCCUAUGGCGUUUCCGGACUUAUAACCUCCCUCUCACCAGUGCUACGCCGGAGGCACUUCAGUGGAUGAAGCAUAUGUGGUCUCAUCCGAAAAUCAAGGAGAUUGUCCAUGGAUUCUACCUGCAGAAAGAGCGUCCGGAGACCACCACCCCCCGCUAUGAUGAUAUCUUCGAGGGUAACCCGGACGUGCAUUUUGGUUGGUUCCCCGAAGACUGGGAGUUCUCUGUUUAG
Molecule: messenger RNA, 765 nt
Organism: Microsporum canis CBS 113480
Lineage: Eukaryota; Fungi; Ascomycota; Eurotiomycetes; Onygenales; Arthrodermataceae
Product: glutamine amidotransferase subunit pdxT
Exons: 4
Coding region: 1-765 (254 amino acids)
Cellular component (GO): cytoplasm
Source: RefSeq, a predicted model, not a curated record